Etheostoma spectabile (orangethroat darter) is the source of this 4823-nucleotide messenger RNA. It is a transcript of the gene atp2b2, whose product is annotated as ATPase plasma membrane Ca2+ transporting 2. Gene Ontology annotation, molecular function: ATP hydrolysis activity; PDZ domain binding; P-type calcium transporter activity. Gene Ontology annotation, cellular component: postsynaptic density membrane; intracellular membrane-bounded organelle; plasma membrane. NCBI's taxonomy places the organism in Eukaryota, Metazoa, Chordata, Actinopteri, Perciformes, Percidae. Gene Ontology annotation, biological process: calcium ion transmembrane transport; regulation of cytosolic calcium ion concentration. The transcript is spliced from 23 exons. The coding region runs from base 818 to 4681 and encodes 1287 amino acids. The record is from RefSeq and is a predicted model, not a curated record.
CAGUAGAAGUAGCAGCACCAGUAGUAGAUAGAGACAGCAGAGCCACAGUUACUGCAGCAGCAGCAGCAGCAGCGGCCAGGAGAGGCUGUCCUUCAGCCGUGCACCAUCUACCGCUGUAUUCACUCCUGCUCUGAGAACGCACCGCUCAUCCUUAUGCUCUCUUUCUGUGUCUCUCUCACUUUCUAUCCUCUUUGAAUUCCUCUCUCUCUCUCUCUCUCUCUCUCUCUCUCUCUCUCUCUCUCUCUUUCUCGCUCUCUCUCUUUUUCCUUCUCUCCCUCUCUGUAGCAGUGAUGGGGAAGACCACCAUGUAGAAACAGAGAGGCAGCGGAGGCAACAGCAGAAUAGCAGCAAUGGGAAGCCACACAUGGAGAGGGUCUGGACUGCAGCCGUGGUGAGCCUGAGACCUACAGGACUUGCAACCAUCUUUGCCCUUCUCAGGACCUGACCACUGGGGCUGUCCAGCGCUCACCUGGAUGCUCCCCACUUGUGUUUCUACAUCCCCUCCUCUCCUUGUUCUCUGCUGCUCUUUCUUCUCUUCUUCUGUUUCUUCACUUUGAUGGUUUUUGGUCUGCUGAUAUCUGACAGUGUCUCUUGAAACAGAAGCUAUUCAUCGAUUGAUCCCCCUCGGAUUUUUCCACCCUUUUUAAUCUCUCUAUUUGCCUACAUUACCUAGUGGCAUUCUUUUUUCUUUUUUCCUGCUUGAUACCCAUUUGGAUUUUUUUGGAUGAGACUGACCCCGUUGCUCGGGUGUGCAAGCUUUUGAUUGAUCUAUAAGCAAUAACAAACACUAAUCUAACUGACUUGACUAGCCAACAUCAUGGGGGACAUGUCGAACAGCGAUUUUUAUGCCAAGAACCAAAGAAACGAGGACAACCAUGCGGCGGGCUUCGGCUGCUCCGUCAUGGAGCUGCGCUCCUUGAUGGAGCUGCGUGGCACAGAGGCAGUGGUCAAGCUCCAGGAGGACUACACAGGCGUAGAGGGACUGUGCAAACGACUGAAAACCUCACCCACAGAAGGUCUCGCAGGUGCCCAGACUGACCUGGACAAGAGAAGAGAAAUAUAUGGUAAAAACCUGAUACCUCCAAAGAAGCCAAAAACCUUCCUGCAGCUGGUAUGGGAGGCCCUGCAGGACGUCACCCUCAUCAUCUUGGAGAUAGCUGCCCUGAUCUCCCUGGGACUCUCCUUCUACCACCCUCCCGGAGAGAGCGGCGGAGAGUUCUGUGCCACGGGGAAAGGUGGGGUGGAGGACGAGGGCGAGGCGGAUGCCGGCUGGAUAGAGGGCGCAGCUAUCCUGUUGUCUGUGGUGUGUGUGGUGCUGGUGACGGCCUUUAACGACUGGUCGAAGGAGAAGCAGUUCCGUGGGCUGCAGAGCCGCAUCGAGCAGGAGCAGAAAUUCCAGGUGGUCCGCGGUAGUCAGGUCAUACAGUUGCCUGUGUCGGACAUUGUGGUGGGAGAUAUUGCACAGAUCAAAUACGGCGAUUUGCUUCCCGCUGAUGGAGUGUUGAUCCAGGGCAAUGAUCUGAAGAUUGAUGAGUCAUCACUGACUGGAGAGUCUGACCACGUCAAAAAGUGUGCAGACAUGGACCCCAUGCUGUUGUCUGGCACCCAUGUGAUGGAGGGGUCAGGGCGCAUGGUGGUGACUGCUGUCGGUGUCAACUCUCAGACUGGAAUCAUCUUCACCCUGCUGGGGGCUGGCACAGAGGAAGAAGAGAAAAUAGAAAAGAAAGGAGGGGCAGUGGAAGACGGACACCAGAAUACAGACUCCCAUCCCCCUAUCCACCCCAUCGCAACUAUAGCCACGGAUGGGGCUGCAGGCUGUAAUGCCCCUGGCAUUGCCAGCCUUAAUAAUGGUAAAAUGCAAGAUGGCAAUAUGGAGAGCAACCAGAUUAAAGUAAAGAAGCAGGAUGGAGCAGCUGCCAUGGAGAUGCAGCCUUUAAAGAGUGCUGAAGGUGGAGAGUCUGAUGAGAAAGAGAAGAAGAAAAGGGUGCACGGUUCUAAGAAAGAGAAAUCUGUGCUUCAAGGGAAGCUGACCAAACUUGCCGUCCAGAUUGGCAAAGCAGGUUUGCUCAUGUCAGCCAUCACAGUCAUCAUCCUGGUCCUGUACUUUGCAAUUGACAACUUUGUGAUGCAAAAGCAGCCUUGGAUGCCAGAGUGCACUCCCAUCUACGUCCAGUACUUUGUCAAGUUCUUCAUCAUCGGUGUGACUGUGUUGGUGGUGGCCGUGCCGGAGGGGCUGCCGCUGGCUGUCACCAUCUCCCUGGCCUAUUCUGUUAAGAAAAUGAUGAAAGACAACAACCUGGUGCGUCACCUGGAUGCAUGUGAAACGAUGGGAAAUGCUACAGCCAUCUGCUCUGACAAGACAGGCACGCUAACCACUAACCGCAUGACGGCUGUGCAGUGUUACAUGGGAGAUGUGCACUACAGAGAAAUCCCAGAUCCUGGAGCUCUGUCACCCAAAUUACUGGACUUACUGGUCAAUUCCAUCUCCCUAAACAGCGCCUAUACCACCAAGAUUCUGCCCCCAGAUAAGGAAGGCGGUCUGCCGAAGCAGGUGGGCAACAAGACAGAGUGUGGCCUGCUGGGAUUGGUCUUGGACCUGAAGCGGGAUUACCAGCCAAUAAGAAACCAAAUCCCAGAAGAGAAGCUUUACAAAGUCUACACUUUCAACUCUUCCAGGAAGUCCAUGAGCACUGUCAUCAAAUUGUCUGAUGGGAACUUCCGCAUGUACAGCAAGGGAGCCUCUGAGAUUGUCCUCAAAAAAUGCAACCAUAUCCUGAAUGAGGUGGGUGAGCCAAGGGUUUUCCGUCCACGGGACAAGGACGAGAUGGUGAAGAAGGUAAUCGAGCCCAUGGCGUGUGAAGGCCUGAGGACUAUCUGUGUGGCGUACCGUGACUUCUCUGGUGAUCCCGAGCCCAACUGGGACGAUGAGACCAGUAUCCUUAACAACCUCACAGCCAUCUGUGUUGUUGGGAUAGAGGAUCCUGUCAGGCCAGAGGUGCCCGAUGCUAUAUUGAAGUGCCAGCGUGCAGGCAUCACAGUGCGCAUGGUGACAGGAGACAACAUAAACACAGCCAGGGCCAUAGCCAUUAAGUGUGGUAUCAUCCACCCCGGAGAGGACUUCCUCUGCAUCGAUGGCAAAGAGUUCAACCGGAGGAUCCGCAACGAGAAAGGGGAGGUGGAGCAGGAGCGAAUGGACAAGGUUUGGCCUAAACUCCGAGUUCUGGCCAGAUCUUCCCCAACCGAUAAACACACACUCGUCAAAGGCAUCAUUGACAGUACUAUAGCAGACCAGAGGCAGGUUGUGGCUGUGACAGGAGAUGGUACCAAUGAUGGACCUGCACUUAAGAAAGCUGAUGUUGGAUUCGCCAUGGGUAUUGCGGGUACAGAUGUGGCCAAGGAGGCAUCAGAUAUCAUUCUGACUGAUGAUAACUUCAGCAGCAUUGUUAAAGCAGUAAUGUGGGGCCGGAACGUCUACGACAGCAUCUCCAAGUUUCUUCAGUUCCAGCUUACUGUCAAUGUUGUGGCUGUCAUAGUGGCUUUCACUGGCGCCUGCAUCACACAGGACUCUCCCCUGAAGGCUGUGCAGAUGUUGUGGGUAAACCUCAUUAUGGAUACGUUUGCAUCUCUUGCCCUGGCGACAGAGCCUCCCACAGAGUCUUUGCUAAUGAGGAAACCAUACGGUCGCAACAAGCCUCUCAUCUCCAGCACCAUGACAAAGAAUAUCCUGGGACAUGGAGUCUUUCAGCUCAUCAUCAUCUUCACACUUCUCUUUGUUGGUGAGAAGAUCUUUGACAUUGACAGUGGCCGUAAUGCUCCUCUCAAUUCUCCUCCAUCUGAGCACUACACCAUUAUCUUCAACACCUUCGUCAUGAUGCAGCUCUUCAACGAGAUAAAUGCCCGCAAAAUCCAUGGAGAGAGGAACGUCUUUGAUGGAAUCUUCAGGAACCCCAUCUUCUGCAGUAUAGUUUUUGGCACCUUUGCUAUGCAGAUUGUGAUUGUGCAAUUUGGAGGGAAGCCAUUCAGCUGUCAACCUCUGAACCUGGAAAAGUGGAUGUGGUGUGUUUUUCUCGGGCUGGGAGAGCUUGUCUGGGGACAGGUGAUAGCUACCAUACCCAAUAGCAGGUUGCGUUUCCUGCGGAGGGCAGGCCAGUUAACUCGGAAAGAUGAGCUACCAGAGGAGGACGCAAAUGAAGACAAUGAGGAGAUUGACCAUGCAGAGAGGGAGCUGAGGAGAGGACAGAUCCUCUGGUUCAGAGGACUCAACCGCAUUCAGACUCAGAUUGACGUAGUGAACACCUUCAAGAGUGGCACCUCCUUUCAGGGGGCGGGGGCUCUGAGACGCCAAUCAUCCACCACCAGCCAGACCCAGGAUAUCCGUGUUGUGAAUGCAUUCCGUAGCUCCCUCUAUGAAGGCCUGGAGAAACCGGACCCCCGAUCAUCCAUCCACAACUUCAUGACACACCCCGAGUUUAGGAUAGAAGACUCCACGCCCAACAUUCCCCUCAUUGACGACACGGACGAUGAUUCUGCUCGGAGGAGGAAGUACUCCAGCCAGCCUUCAUCCCCCAACAAGAAUAACAACGCCAUCGACAGUGGCAUCAAUCUCACCAUCGACACCAGUAAAUCAGCCGCCUCCUCCAGCCCUGCCAGCCCUCUUCACAGCUUGGAGACCAGCCUCUAACCCUGAUCCUAACCUGAGCUCUAACCUUUAUGUUGUUUUCUUGCAGUCUGGAGGCACCUUCGCUAAUUCCUCCGGACAUUUAACUGCAACCUUACACCUUGUUGCCCCCAACAUUUCAACCAGUCCAGCUGAAUCCUCAACU